AUGUUGCUUUACAUGGAAAAUGCCGCACAACAAGCGAGCGCAUUAUUUAGUGAUGCGACCAGUGAACAGUUGUUAGCCGGUGGAGCUGGUCUAAUCGCAGAUGCUCUCGCUAGACUUUCGAUUCCAACCAUCCACAAUUCACAAAUGCCGCAUGCUUCUCGAGGAUAUUUGAUCUGUCAAAGCGAUCGACUACCGUGGAGUAUGGAGGGAAUGCAUUUCAACGAGCACUUUUGUGGCUCUCCGAAAGUGAUCAUAAGACAGCUCAAAAAACAUGGUGAUUUGCCUGAACCAUCGGCUGGUUUAUUCCCAAUUGAAGUUCGGACUCGUGACGAGGGUUUACCCGAUUUUGAUCAGAAAACCUACUUCAGAGUAUUGGAUACGGAAAGAAUUGGCAAAGCGCUUAUUUAUGUGCCUGUUUGUGAAUCAACACAAAACAUUGCAAGAAGUUUGGCUGUAGGCAUGCCAAAAGAGCCAGUUGUUGUGAUUGCGCGUCAACAAACAAAGGGAAAGGGUCGUUCUGGUAAUCAAUGGUUGAGUCCACCCGGUUGCGCAAUGUUCUCGUUCAAUUUUUUCAUCCCUUCAAAUACGAACCUUGCUGAUAAUGUGGGCUUUAUUCAGCAUAUAUUAUGCGUCGCAAUGGUGGAUGGUGUUUGUUCGUUACAUGAUUUGAAAGAUUUUCCACUAAGAAUUAAAUGGCCGAAUGAUAUCUACUAUGGGCGAACGUAUAAAAUGGGUGGUUUACUGGUAAACGCAUCAACGCGCGAUGAGCACAUCAUAUGCACUUUAGGUGCUGGUUUGAAUGUGGCGAACAGCAAACCGACAGUUUGUAUAAAUGAUAUGUUGCCGGUUGAUAGUGGCACUGAAGUGACUGUCGAGGAGUUUAUCGCAAAUACGCUCAACAAAUUCGAAUUUUAUGUGAAUGUAUUUCAAACCGAAGGUCGAUCAGCAUUUCUGAAAUACUAUUAUGAUUAUUGGUUGCACAGUGUUGAAUUCAGCCGCGAAGAAGUGACACUCGCAAAAACAAACGAGAAGGUUGUGGUGAGAGGGUUGGAUGAGCAUGGCUUUCUCGAGGUGCGUAGCAGGCAGAGUGGACGUGUGAUGACCGUGCACCCGGACGGCAAUACGUUCGAUAUGAUGAAAGGAUUGAUUUCAGUUAAACUAUAA
Messenger RNA from Anisakis simplex (herring worm), 1164 nucleotides. Lineage: Eukaryota; Metazoa; Nematoda; Chromadorea; Rhabditida; Anisakidae. The record is from the annotation of a GenBank genome assembly.